CCCCAUUUAAGAGCAGAAGGGGGCAAGACGGUUUGACCGAUCCCACAUUCCAUCUCAAUCUCCCAGCCGCCGCCGCCGCCCCGCCGCACAAACCGCGCUAGCUUCGAUUCGUGGAGUCCUGCUGCAGAGGAGGGCAGGUAAAUGAAGGCGCGGCAGUUCGUGAAUGUAGUGAUGCGCAGUGGCAGCAUGUAUUCGGUGAGUCGCAUCAAGCCCGAGGCGAAACUCUUCUACCCGUCUAUAGAGGAAGCGCGAGCCGCGGUGGCACCCAAAAAGAAGAAGAUGCAGGCCCUCUCGAGGAUUGCCACGCCCAAGCUAAGGCUUGAGGCGUAUCGCCUAGACGACAUGAGGCUCGAUUUCUUGCCCUUGUACUGGCGUGGCAGCGGCGGGGAUAGCACGAUCCUCUCCGUCGACUCGGCAGGCAACACCAACCUCUUCGACGCUAGCUCAGGCUCUUUCGAGCCUGUUGCUAGCCUCCGCGAACGCAAGGGAGACAGCCCCAUCUCAUUCUCCAUCGCCCGCGCCGACGACCCCGACCCCAGUGCCGCCAUAGCUCUGUAUGUCAUGGACAGGUUUCCCAGGGGCCACAGUUCCUGCAACUUCGAAUCCCUCGUCUAUGGCGACGAUAGCUGGGAGUGGAGCCAGCUCCCACCGCCGCCCUUCGUCAACGACCCAGCCUAUGACUGCACCACUAUCCAGUCCUACACGCUGCUUAAUGGUGGCUCCACCAUCUGCAUAUCCUCCUCUGGGUGCAGCCCCGUCGGCACCUACUGCUUCGACACGGCUAGCUGCGAGUGGAGAAAGGCUGGCCGCUGGGCGCUGCCCUUCUACGGGCGGGCAGAGCAUGUCCCUGAGCUGGGCAACCUCUGGUUUGGCAUGGCUGACAACAGCCCCAACAAAUUGUGUGCAUCGGACCUCUCCACCCUUGACGGAGCUCCCAAGGUGCUACGCGAGUGGCAAGUCCUCGACCCGCCUAAGGGAUGGGUGCAAAUAAGGGGCUGCCUGCUCUACCUGGGAGCCGGCAGGUUUUGCAUCAACAAAGUUUUUGACAUUGGGGAGCAGGACAAUGGCAAGGGCAAUCCGAGUGUCAACAAGGCUGCUGUGAUGACCGGUGUGGAGGUGGUGCAGGAUGAAUUAGCCCAACUCCAGAUGAUCAAGCACAAGUCCUGUGUCAGCUUUGCAGGCAUCCAAUGUAUCCUUUAGAUCACUAGAGCUGCAGCCAUCAUGAGUAUUUUUUUUUCUCGUUGUCUAACCAUUUUUCUCUGACAUUAGCAGUUCAGAGCAACAUGUACUUUAAUUGUGCUCAAUUCCUUCUAAUAUGUAUGAUACCA
Lolium perenne is the source of this 1328-nucleotide messenger RNA. RefSeq lists its product as uncharacterized. The record is from RefSeq and is a predicted model, not a curated record. NCBI's taxonomy places the organism in Eukaryota, Viridiplantae, Streptophyta, Magnoliopsida, Poales, Poaceae.